Diatraea saccharalis (sugarcane borer) is the source of this 1005-nucleotide messenger RNA. The record is from the annotation of a GenBank genome assembly. Lineage: Eukaryota; Metazoa; Arthropoda; Insecta; Lepidoptera; Crambidae.
AUGAGAUUGGCAAUACAGGACGGUCCACCUUGCAUGCGCUGGUCUGCAGGAUUCUUUAGCUAUUUUGUGGAGAUUGUCCUUACAAUUUGGCAACUUGGUAUCUGCUGUAUAUAUCUCAUCUUCUGCGCCGAAAAUAUUAAGCAGGUCUGCGAUUAUUACGGCUAUGAGCAGUCCCUACGAAUGCACAUGUGUUUCCAACUUCUUCCUCAGGUGUUAUUAAAUUUGAUAAAAACACUCAAACUUCUUACGCCGCUCUCGACUAUUUCUAACUUGUUGACGAUAUUGGCUUUCAUUCUUGUGUUCUUUUAUCUCAUAGAAGAUGAUUUGGUUGUAGACAAUGAUAAAUUAGUUAUAAAAGAGUUUCUAGGUAUUCCCAUAUUUAUUGGCAUAACGCUAUUUGCCUUAGAAGCAGUUGGAGUGGUAUUGGCGCUUGAAUACAAUAUGGAACAUCCCAAGCAUUUUGUGGGUUUAUUUGGACUUUUUAAUAUUGGCAUGGUCAUCAUAAUAGUCGCCUACGCGCUGGUUGGCAUUUUCGGAUUUCUCAAAUAUGGUUCCACUGUUAAAGCUUCUCUCACGCUCAACCUACCACAGGACCAAAAGAAAGCGCAAGUCACCAAAGUUGUUUUUGCGUUAGCAAUCUUUCUGUCAUUUCCUCUGCAGAACUUUGUUGCUUAUAAUUUGAUUUGGCGCAAGAUAAGAAAAAGACUUCAUGAUGCAAAGAAAAUGAUUGUAGAUUAUAUACUAAGAAUAGCACUGGUUGUGUUACCGUGGGCCCUAGGAAUGGCAAUGCCGUUCUUAGGUCCAUUCAUCGCUUUAUUCGGUGCCUUCUGUCUAUCUCUCCUGGCCAUCAUAUUCCCGGGUCUUAUGAGCUUCUGCCACUGGUAUCCCAACCUCUACGGUCCGUGUUACUACAGACUGCUAAGGGACCUCUUCGUUGUCAUCGUGGGCGUAGUGAUGCUGGCCGCCGGCUGCUACACAAGCAUUCUUGAAAUAAUCGAAUCGUGA